AUGGACAGAUCAUUUCAAUGCUUAAGAUGGAUUCUCAAUUCGCAAUGGAUCUGGAUUAUUUUCUUGCUUGGAUAUUAUCUGAAAUCAUUUCUAAAAAUCCAUAAAUAAGAUAUCAAGAAAGAAAUAUUUUAUGCCUAACUUGCUCUUAUCAAACAACACUACAGACUCAGACUUAUCUUAAUUAUUAUUGCAGAAUUAUUCCUAUAAGAUUUUGCAAUAACUUUGGGGUUAAGUAAGAAUAUUAUUGAAUAGUCUAAGAACCAUUGUAGAUGA
Molecule: messenger RNA, 273 nt
Organism: Paramecium tetraurelia
Lineage: Eukaryota; Ciliophora; Oligohymenophorea; Peniculida; Parameciidae
Exons: 1
Source: RefSeq, a predicted model, not a curated record